AUGGCAGAACAGAAAAUCACACCCUUCGAGGUGUCCGGCGGUGUAGACGAGUCUGGCCAGCUGAAACCUGUGGACUACGACAAACUCAUCCGCGACUUCGGAGCGACACCGAUAUCACCAGAACUGCUCGAGCGCUUCGAAAAAGUCACCGGGCGGAAACCCCACCGAUUCAUGCGCAGGGGGAUCGUCAUCUCCCACCGCGAACUAGAAAGGAUAUUAGACAGAUAUGAGAAGGGCGAGAGGUUUUACCUGUACACAGGACGAGGGCCCUCAAGCGACAGCAUGCACGUCGGCCAUUCUGUCCCCUUCGAGUUCACCCGCUAUAUGCAAGAAGUCUUUGACUGCCCGCUGGUCAUCCAGCUGACCGACGACGAGAAGUUCAUGCACUCGCGAACGAUUACCUUCGAAGACGCAACCCGCUACACGAGAGAAAAUGCCAAGGACAUUAUCGCCGUGGGAUUCCACCCGCAAAAGACGUUCAUCUUCUCCAACUUUGGCUUUAUGGGCGGCGCAUUCUACUACAACGUUUGCUUCGCUGCAAAGUACAUCACCUUGAACCAAAUAAAAGGCGCGUUCGGCUUCAACGACAGCAACAACAUCGGCGAGUUCCACUUCCCAGCGACUCAAUCCGCACCUUCCUUUGCGACUUCGUUCCCCCACAUCUUCGGCGAGGACGCCAAAUUCGUGCCCAAAAUCCCGUGCCUGAUCCCCUGCGCCAUCGAUCAAGACCCGUACUUCCGUGUGUGCAGAGACAUUGCCGAGAAGAUGCGCUACGAGAAGCCCUGCCUGAUACAUUCCCGCUUUCUGCCCGCCUUGCAAGGUGAAGGCACAAAAAUGUCAGCCAGUAUCGACAGUUCGGCAAUCUUCCUCACGGAUACGCCCAACGCGAUCAAGAAGAAAAUAAACCGCUUUGCCUUCUCUGGUGGUCAGGACACGGCCGAGAAACAGCGCGAGCUAGGGGGCAGGACAGACGUGGACGUACCUUACAAGUACCUGACAUUCUUCUUGGAGGACGACGACGAGCUUGCACGGAUAAAAGAACAAUAUGAGAAGGGUGAGCUGCUGACUGGGGAGAUCAAAGCCAUUUGCAUCGAGCAGUUGCAGAAGUAUGUGGCCGACUUCCAGCAACGGAGGGCAAAAGUGACGGAUCAGGUGGUACAGGACUUCUUCUCGAGGAAGCCGCUUCUGUUCAAGAAUGAGUCGGCGGAUAAGGUGACCCCAGCGGAAGCAGAGGCGGCAGCGAAGCAAAAACCCGAGAAGGAGAAAAAGGCCAAGAAAGAGAAGGGACAGGCGAAGCCAGAAGGGCGGACACACGAGGUCCCAGUGAGGUGA
Molecule: messenger RNA, 1332 nt
Organism: Cladophialophora yegresii CBS 114405
Lineage: Eukaryota; Fungi; Ascomycota; Eurotiomycetes; Chaetothyriales; Herpotrichiellaceae
Product: tryptophanyl-tRNA synthetase
Exons: 1
Coding region: 1-1332 (443 amino acids)
Biological process (GO): tryptophanyl-tRNA aminoacylation
Cellular component (GO): cytoplasm
Molecular function (GO): ATP binding; tryptophan-tRNA ligase activity
Source: RefSeq, a predicted model, not a curated record